Cylindrotheca closterium is the source of this 390-nucleotide messenger RNA. The record is from the annotation of a GenBank genome assembly. Lineage: Eukaryota; Bacillariophyta; Bacillariophyceae; Bacillariales; Bacillariaceae.
AUGGGGUCCAAUCAAAGUGUCAACAAGCCUACAGAGGGCACGAAUUUUCCGUCUGAAACACCAACUGAAAGUGAGACCAAGCCAAGACGACAGAAACAACCACCUCCAAAUCUCUCAGGUCCAGCUCUAGUUGAAUGGAAAUGUCGAAAACGAAAAAAGGCAUGGAAUAGUUGUGUUGGUGGUUGGUACAAUGAUAGGUUUCUACCUGGUAAAGCGCUAGAAGAUGAGAGAAGUGAACAGAAUUGUGAUGAACUAUUUGAAAAGUUUCGCCAUUGCUACAUGCGUGGUAUGCUGACAGAACAAAAGAAAAAAGGAUUGAAGGUAGAAGAGGGGUCCAUGCUUGCAGAAUUUGCUGAGGAAGAAGGGAUGAAAACAGAAAGUGAUAAAUGA